This is a messenger RNA of Owenia fusiformis, 330 nucleotides long. The record is from the annotation of a GenBank genome assembly. NCBI's taxonomy places the organism in Eukaryota, Metazoa, Annelida, Polychaeta, Sabellida, Oweniidae.
AUUUGAUAUAUGUUUACGGACAUCUGCCAGUCUAGCAGGAAUGCUUCAUUUCAUACCAAUGCUUGAAGAAUCAAAGAAUUGCAAGGGCAUCCCACAAGAUGUGAAAUCACGGUUCAAAGAAACUAUUGGGCUGGUGACACAGAUUGGAAGCCAAAGAAAUCAACUGAUAGCUAACUUUUUAAACAUUUUCUCAAUUCCCCAGAUUGCAUCUGUGUCUACAAGUGAUCUACUCAGCAACAAGGAUGACUAUCCAUACUUCAGUAGGGUGGUACCACCAGAUAGGUUCCAAGCCCAAACUAUGGUCGACUUAAUGUUACACUUCAAUUGGAG